Messenger RNA from Penaeus indicus, 2704 nucleotides. RefSeq lists its product as uncharacterized. The coding region runs from base 155 to 2701 and encodes 848 amino acids. Gene Ontology annotation, cellular component: nucleus. NCBI's taxonomy places the organism in Eukaryota, Metazoa, Arthropoda, Malacostraca, Decapoda, Penaeidae. The transcript is spliced from 2 exons. Gene Ontology annotation, molecular function: transcription regulator activity. The record is from RefSeq and is a predicted model, not a curated record.
GCGACCCGAGCUGGCGCAAGACGUUGAUCAUUGGGAUUGUGUGUGUGUAUGUGAUUUCUGUCAUCACUUAGUGAACUCUUGCAUUCUGGACAUUUCUGAGAAUUCUUAAUCAUGAGAUCGUCAAAGCGACUUCUAGAGCAUCAUGUGAGCUGAAAUGUCAGAGCAGAAUAAGGGGCACUUGACAAUGGGGCUUCCUCGAGCGAGCGGCAAGCGGCGGUGGUCAGGUGACGGCAACGCUGACGAAGUACCGACCAAGGUGAUCUGCACGUCACCGCCCCACGCCCUCUGUGCCGAGGACGUGUUACACCACCCCGCCCUCACCCACGCCCACGCUUCUACGCCCGCCAUUGAGUGCGAGCUCACCACGCCCGUGGAUUCUUCAGACGCCUCGGAGGCGUCCACCCGACUGCCCGAGGAGGAACAGGACUCCUCCUCGUCGUCGUCCUCCGCCCCGACAGCCGCGGCCGCCCUCCAGCACACUCAGGACGACGUCGCCUUCACCGAGUCCGAGGACGACUCCAUGGAUGAGCACGAAGACUUUAUUGAUGACGAGGAGGACAAAGACUCUGGGUUCAUUGAUAGUAAUUCUAUAGACAAUUCCUCUGAUGAUGAAGUGGAAAGUAGAGUGAUAUCAGACUUACCAGUGUCGACAUCAUUGUCAUCCCUCUCUCCCUCAUCCUCCAGCCUCACCACCGUCACCGCCUCGUCCGCCGCCACCACCACCACCACAUCCAUCCCUCACGUCUCCUCAUCUCUUCAGCUCUCCCUGUCGAGAGUCUUGCCAUCCUCCUCCUCUUCCUCCUCCACCUCCUCCUCCUCCACCUCCUCCUCCUCCACCUCCUCCUCCACCUCCUCCACCACCACGACCACCACCACCACCACCAAUUCCGUCACAAGCAGCACCUCCCCAGCCCUCUCAUCUCCGCACGUCCUCCUCCCGCCCACCUCGCCCUCGCCCUCACCCUCGCCCUCACCCUCACCCUCACCCUCACCCUCACCCUCACCCUCUCCCUCUCCCGCCUCCCCCACCACCACCGCCGCCACCACCAUCUUCACUCCCUCCACAUCCCCGGAUUCCUUAGUGUCCAACCAGACCACGUGCAGCACCACCACCACCACGAGUGUGUGUAGCAGUGGCGCGGGCGGCGGCGAGGAACGCCUGGCGGCCACUCUGGUGAGUGACGGCAGCGUCACCACCGUCACUGCCGCUCAGACGGGCACGGUCGUGACGAGUGCCUAUCAGGGCGCCCUCACCUCUCCUGCCUACGACCCGCACUCGUACCCAUACCCACCGGAGUCGUACCCGGCCCGACCCUCGACGCCGGCAUGGGGCAGCUGCAAUUUCUACGACGGUUCUCAGCCUCAUACCAAUAAGUACAUGGAAAUCUCGCCGAGCAAAGCCGGGGGCGCCAACCAGUCCAUUCAGUGUGACGAGAACGGCAAGUCGUACCUGGAGCUGGGCAGCGCCUCCCCCUACACCCACACGUACUCGAAUGAGUGCGGCAACUACACGACGUCGCCCUCGAGCUACCCGUCGCAAACCUACAAUCAGACGUACACGAGCUCCAGCACGUACGGCCAGCCCGGCGCCUACUACAACACCAGGCAGAGCUACAGCCCGAGCCCGUACGUGUACCCGGCCGGUGACGGCUAUGCCGGCUUCGACGGCGAGGCCGGCUGUGGCUAUGGGUACGGCGUCAGCGGCUACGGAGGCGCACGGGGCACGCUACCCCCUGCGCGCGGGCCCCAGCGGUGCAUGUCCCCGUACUGUGACCCCACGCGGGGAACAGCGAAGCCUUCCUGCUACCACCAACAGCGUCUCUCAGUGCUCAACGUGUCCAUGUACAAAUUGAACAGAUUCCGGCAGUUCCCGGAGCCGAACCUCCACCGUUCAGUGCUCAUCUGCAACACCCUGCGGCACAUAGAGCGGGAGCUGGAGGCCGAGGGCGUGAGCGUCGCCUCGCUGCUGGCCCAUUCUCACAGCCACGGUGCCCACCCGCACCUUCAGGGCGCCGCGCCCAGUGCUGUUGCCCCUUGCCCCGAGCCAAUGCCGUCCUCACCUCCUGUCUCUCCCGCUCCCACGGAAGGACCUCUGCCCCCGAUGCACAGCCAGCUAGUAGGAUCCCCCCUGGCAGCGCCUGUCUCACUGCCUCCGUCCACACCCGUCACGCCGCCGCCACCGCCGCCGCCGCCAGUGUCUCACUUCAGCACUGCAGGGCCCACCGUGCAGUACCCGAGCGCGCAGUACCUCCCGGCCGAGCACCAGACCACCUAUGACGGCAGGGAAACGGCGCACCUGCGGCCGUAUCAGCCUUUGCCUGCGAGCACGCACCACAGCGGCAGUGGCGAGGGCCCCUCCGCAGGGCCUGAGGAGUCCGAGGAAGCCGAGGGCCCUCCUCCGUCCCCUACCAUCAGAUCUUCGCCACUGCCCGCGGAGGAGCGCACCGACGCCAUUAACUGGUGCUCGGUGCUGAGCCUCUCCUCCCAGACCGACCUGGACUCCAUGAACAACAACGAGUACGGCGACUGGGGCGGCGAGAGCAGCGCCGACCUGGACUACGGGCGAGCGGACGACGCCCCGCCGUGGAAGCUGCCGUCGCUCAGUGCCGACGAUGUGCUCAAGUCUUUCCCCGAGGCCUCGAAGAGACUGGAAGCCAAUGAGGACCUGGACUCCAUAAUAAAUGUCUUGGUUGGCUCUUAGCAU